Sesamum indicum (sesame) is the source of this 1452-nucleotide messenger RNA. Its product is annotated as E3 ubiquitin-protein ligase PUB24. Gene Ontology annotation, molecular function: ubiquitin protein ligase activity. Gene Ontology annotation, biological process: protein ubiquitination. Lineage: Eukaryota; Viridiplantae; Streptophyta; Magnoliopsida; Lamiales; Pedaliaceae. The record is from RefSeq and is a predicted model, not a curated record.
CUCAGACACAUUAUAUAUCAACAGCCGCAUUCUCUUACCAGCCUAUCCACACAUUCUUGUAUUAAUUCCAGGUUGUAUUAUAUGCGUAUUUUUAUUGGAUCACUACGUUUUUUACAUCCUGUAAUAAUUGGCUGCUUAAUCAUCCAUGGAGAAUAUCGAAGUUCCUGAGUACUUCAUCUGUCCAAUUUCUCUUCAAAUCAUGAAAGAUCCAGUGACAGCCGUGUCCGGGAUCACAUACGACAGGGAGAGCAUCGAAAACUGGCUAUUCAAGAGCCACAACACGAUUUGCCCCGUCACCAAGCAGGGCCUGUCGAGACAGGCAGACUUGACACCGAACCACACCUUGCGUCGAUUAAUCCAGGCCUGGUGCAGUCUCAAUGCAGCUCAAGGGGUCGAGCUGAUCCCCAGCUCCGACCCCCCUCGCAUAAAGAUUCCUAUCGCCAAAUUGAUAAGGGAUCUCUAUCUGCCCAACCUGCGGAUCGAGACGCUGAGAGAAUUGGAAGCUCUUGCGCUGGAGAGCGAGAGAAGUAGGGUUUAUUUAGUCGAGGCUGGCCUAGCUAAUGCGCUGGUAUCGUUUAUCAUAUCACGUUAUAAAACAGGCGAAACGAAUGGCCUGGAAGAAGCUCUCCGUCUCCUCUACACCGUUCUUGCCCCGUUGAGUCAAUCCACGGGGCCCGUAACUGAAACCGGCGAAAUCGUCGAUUCUUUGAUGUGGGUCUUCGGGUGUGAUAACAAAGUAGUGAGAUCCCACGCAGCAUUUGCACUGAAAGUCGUAGUCCACAAGGCGAAUCCAGGCAUGCUGGAGAGACUGAAACCUGAAUUUUUCAGGAGGAUUUCGCAUUAUCUACGCGAAGCUGCAGGCAACAGCUCUAAACUAGAAACAAACUCCCUGCUGCACGUUCUGCUGGAAGGCUGUCCGUCGGGGAGGAAUCGGGCGGCGAUGGUGGAAUCAGGGACCGUUUUUGAUCUGAUCGAGGUGGAGCUUAGAGGCCCGGAGAAGAAAACCACAGAACUGGUGUUGGGAAUAUUAUACCACUUAUGUUCAAGCGCAGAUGGAAGGGCUCAGCUUCUCAGCCACGCCGCCGGGGUUGCGGUGGUGACGAGGCGGAUCCUGAAGGUUUCUCCUACUGCGGAUGAUAGAGCGGUGCUGAUCAUUGGGUUGGUAUCGAAGUACUCAGGGACAAGUGGGGUGCUUCAGGAAAUGUUGAGAGUUGGAACUGUGGCAAAGCUGUGUACGGUGAUGCAAGCGAAUUGUGCCUCGCAUCUGAAGGAGAAAGCUAGAGAAAUUCUUAGAGCACACUCUGAUGUGUGGAAAGAUUCUCCUUGUAUCGAAGUUGCUACCUUAACAAGGUGUACUAGGUGAUUCAUGAGAAACUCUAAAAUCAUAUUGGAUUUUGUCAGAUUUUUUAAUAACUAUACGACAUGUCUAUUAUAUUUAUCGUGUGAUUGAAG